This is a messenger RNA of Lates calcarifer (barramundi perch), 696 nucleotides long. RefSeq lists its product as uncharacterized. The transcript is spliced from 4 exons. Lineage: Eukaryota; Metazoa; Chordata; Actinopteri; Centropomidae. Bases 157 to 534 code for a protein of 125 amino acids. The record is from RefSeq and is a predicted model, not a curated record.
UAAGAGUUAUCUCGGAGGAAAUACUUGUCCCAGAGUUUGAAGUAGCUACAGCUGAAGAAACUGACUUUCAGCUUCUUUUUUCAGCCUGUUUUAUCAUCGUCUGGACUUUGUGUCUUCUUUACUUCUGAAGUCUGAGGAUUUAAGUAAAAGAGUAAGAUGGGAAACUGGUUGUCGUGGGCCUGGGCUGCUGUUCAAUCACUGUACGCAGUGGAACCAGCAGAGGAACCAGGGGAGACUUCAGUGGACACUCAGAGGGAGACAGGAAACCCAACAAUCAUUGCCCAGAAAGGAGGAGUCGUCAGCUCACCUCAUGUCUCUGGUGUUGUCUCUAGAGGACGAAUCAACAUGUCCACCAAUGUCAACAACACAUUUGGACAGAGACCAGUGAAUACUGCAGCUGAAAUUCCAACAGAGACAGAAAGCCCGGCAGUCAUUGCUCAGGAUGGAGGAGUCGUCAGCAGAGCUCGGCUUUCUCGUGUUCUCUGUGGAGAAGACAUUGAUGCAUCCACCAACGUCACCAACAAAUCUGAUUGAAGUCCACCUGAGUCCAGUCUCCUGAGUGAUGAGAUGUGAGGGUAACCAACCAGUUCAACCAUCGUGUGGCCUGAAAAUCUGAUGGACUCUCCCUCUUUGUGUGUUUAAAGUGUGUUGAAAGUCUUUUUCUGAACUAAUAAUAAAAUUCUUAUAAAAUGUGAA